UGCCGCGGAACUGUGUGGACGACAUGAAAUCGUACUGGAACAAGAACUGUGACAUCGGUCUCCUCCGCGCGUACGAGGACCAGCCCUGGUUCAAAAACCGCGUCGUCCAAGCGGAAUGGCGAAAUUUUGUGGAUCAGCUCGUCACGCCGAGCAACAUCGGAUGUCAAGCGUGUCCAGGACCGGACGACUGGAGCUUCAAGUGUCACAAGGUCCGCAGCCUGAUCGGACCCACGAUUCCGUGCGUCUGGGAGUUGCCAGAGAAGGAUAAAUGUGACCCCACGCAAUACGGAAUCAAUCGGGAUUGGCGUCGGUACAAUGAGGACCAACGCAUCGCCGCGAGUGAUAUUUCCUGUGGGUGCAACAAAGCUCCGAUCUGCUAUCCGAAAACUCGGUGUGAAUGGCCGCCCUAUCUCGGAGUGAAAUAUGGGCCGCGAUACAUGGCGUGGGCACAUCCGUCCAAGGGAAACUUUCCACGAACUUCCACGGUCUUCAAUUACCAGUCGCUCCCACAGUGUUGAGAGAAGAAAUAAUAAUUUGAAAUCUAAUUUGAACUUAUGAAAGUAUGAAAAAAAUUCAA
Folsomia candida is the source of this 577-nucleotide messenger RNA. RefSeq lists its product as uncharacterized. The transcript has 3 exons. NCBI's taxonomy places the organism in Eukaryota, Metazoa, Arthropoda, Collembola, Entomobryomorpha, Isotomidae. Bases 24 to 518 code for a protein of 164 amino acids. The record is from RefSeq and is a predicted model, not a curated record.